Messenger RNA from Sapajus apella (tufted capuchin), 3418 nucleotides. It is a transcript of the gene TNFSF10, whose product is annotated as TNF superfamily member 10. Bases 183 to 392 code for a protein of 69 amino acids. Gene Ontology annotation, biological process: immune response. Lineage: Eukaryota; Metazoa; Chordata; Mammalia; Primates; Cebidae. Gene Ontology annotation, cellular component: membrane. Gene Ontology annotation, molecular function: CD40 receptor binding; tumor necrosis factor receptor binding. The record is from RefSeq and is a predicted model, not a curated record. The transcript has 2 exons.
GUUCUGUCUGGGUUCAGAGGAAUUUGAAGCAGAGGUGAGGGACAGAGGGUGGGGCUAGGCAACAUUACUGAGAAAAACAAGUCAAUGCACUUUCAUUUUCUGCUGACAUAAAAGAAACAGAAAGGCGGGCUUCAGAAACCGGCUGCCUGGCUAACUUACAGCACUCAGACUCCGGCAGGAUCAUGGCUAUGAUGGAAGGUCAGGGGGGACCCAGCCCCGGGCAGACCUGCGUGCUGAUCCUGAUCUUCACAGUGCUCCUGCAGUCCCUCUGUGUGGCCGUAACUUACUUGUACUUCACCAAUGAGCUGAAGCAGUUUGCAGAAAAUGAUUGUCAGAGACUAAUGUCUGGGCAGCAGAGAUGGUCAGUGCUGCCAUCUUGUCUAUCCUGCUGAUUCUACCCUGCUGAGCUCAAGCCCCAACAAGGACUGGUUGACCCUGGCCUAGCCAACCACCAUGUUUGUAACAGCCCCAAGAGCAGUCACCAUGGAAAUCCACUUUUCAGAACCAAGAGCUCCUGGAGCUGAAGAACAGGCACCCACUGCAAGAGCUUUCUUUACAAGGGCACGCAAAUGAAAAUAACCCACCUACACAAUCUCCUGCCCCCAGUGCCCAGGCGUGGUUAGUUAGAUAGUAGACCUCAGCCUAUGAUAUGCUGCAGGAAAUUCAUACUUUGAAGUGGAAAGGCUGGGAGGAGGCAGGUGGAGGCAUAUCAUGCUCAUGAUCAUUCUUAGAAUAACCACAGCACCCCACGUCAGCCCGCCAUCUGUCUAGUCACCAGUAUGGCCAAGUUCUAUAGAAGAAACUACUAACGAACAAGAUGCAAGAAAUAUGUGAGGGUGAAGAAGGUGACUGGGGCUUCCUCUCUGGAUUUCUAGUGUUCAGAAAUCAAUACUUAUGCAUAAAAAGGUCUAGAAAGAGAAACACCAAAAUGGCAAUGUGAUCUCUAGAUGGUAUGAUUAUGGGUGCUUUUUAUUCCUUUUUAUUUUUCUAUAUUUUACAAAUUUUCAAAUAUCCAUGCCAUACAUGUAUAAUCUUCAUACAGAUUUAAAGAACACAGAAUUUUUAUAUAGUCUUAUGAGAAAACAACCAUACUCAAAAUUGUGCACAUGCGUGCAGUCUGAUCUUGCCCCUGUAAACAAGAGACAUCCUCCAAAGGUUAACUAGGAGGUGGGAGUAUAGCAGCUGUUAGUGGUUGUGAUUUUGUUUGUGUGAUUUACUAAUUAAUUUUGGAGUGGUUUUUUUUUCUAACUUUUGGAAAUGUGUUCUUUACUUUUCCAUGCUUCCCAGUUUGCCUGUGUAUCCUGACUGUAUCCAGGCUUUAUGAACUCCUGGGUAAUCAUGUAACUACAUUAGCUUGUCAAUCACCCAUCCACUCAUACCUGGGAUCUUACUCAAUUCUCCAGGUUCCCCCCACCUCCUCCAGAAAGUAUUUCUGGGAAAUACUCAGAUGGUAUUACAGGCUCUAUACAGCAAUUUGUACUCACCUGGGCUGGUCCCUGUGGCUCAAGCUCCCCCACCACCACCCAAGUCAAACUCCACCUCAGUUGAAAAGUUGUUGCCUGACACCAUUACAACCUAAUCAUAGGCAGCUGUCAACUCUGUACCUUGCCUCCUACGGCUGGAGCCUCCCAUCUUCAGCCAUUUCCUGCUAAGAUACCUUACAGCUGCUGUGAGGGGAAAAGGCAUAUUGCUUCCUCCUUUCUGGUAUAUGCACACUUUUUGCCCCAACAUGUUACAGAGAUUUGUGAGCUUGUCUGCUCAGUGUAAUCAAACCGAAGCUUAGCCAGAGCACACUCAUACUUUGGGUGGGUGAACUGGCACAGUGUCCAGGAAACGUCUGCUCUUCCUGGAACCACCCUCAGCCCUUGUGGCUGAUCUCAGUUCCUCGUCUCUUCUUUCAUGAUCCUUUUCCACAUCUGGCUCGACAUGCUCUCUUAUUUCUAAAUCAUAUGUGACUGGGUGCUUUCCUUGCAAAGGUUUUGCAUCUCCCAAGUAAAUUGGAGGUGCAACUACGAAUCUACAGUUGGGCAUGCAGGGGCAAGGUCCUUAAUGUGCCUAAUUCCAUGGCCAGUGAUCUCUCAACUCAGGUGGCCCCAGCUUCACCUCCCAGUACAUAUACUAUGGGAAUAUUUUUCUCUUGUAAUUUCAAAGAGGAAGAAGGAAAAUAAACAAUUGUUUGAAAGUAAAUGAAUGAUCUAUGUCAGGGUGUGUGGAGGAAAUUUAUUAACUCAAGUGUGUACCAUUUGAGGGACCUUGGUCAAAUGUCCAAGGGUUAUAGGGCUGAGACAGAACUCUGUGAUCCUGGCUAGGACCUCUCAUAAACAGUUCAGAUAUUUUGAUUUAAAAUGAGAUUGUCUCUUUAUAGGAAGGAGUUUGUCAUCAUUCAAUUUGACCCUUCCUUCAGGCUUUGCAGUCCUUUAGUUCAAAUAACAGAUUAAAAUUGUCAUUUAUUUCCCCAGGUAGAGUCAAUUCAGGAGAUUUUUUUUUCAGGGAAAUAACAUCUCUUCAAUCCCACUUGUUAAAAACAAAACAAAACAGAAGAGAAGAAAUGGGCAAAGCAAACAAACGAAAUCCUUCUGGCUUUGUUUGGACCUUCUGUUUCUUAUUCUUCUUGAUUAAACAAUUAUCAGCCGGAAGAGUUCUGGAUGGUUGGGGGGUGUGUGUGUGUGUGUCUGUGUGUGUGUGUGUGUGUGUGUGUGUGUGUGUGUGUGUCUGUGUGUUUAUAACAUCAAGCAAGGAUUUGCUGAUGAGGGUUAGGAGUUUGUUGACAAUGAUCUGCUAUUGCCAUUGUUUACUUUCAAUCAGAAACGGUGAGAAAACCUUCAAAGAGUGUUUAAAGUCUCUGCCAAUAAAUCCCUAGUUCGUGUGAACAUUUAAUGAGACAGCAUUCAGAUUUCUAGCAGCAACACGGUCCAGAGUCUGCCUGCCAGAGGAGUAGAAAUCAGAUCAAUUACUAGAAUCUACUUAGCCACAGCUCAGAUCCACAAACAGAAUAUGACCCCCUCCCAAAUGAUUUGGCUGGUUUUUAUUUAGAAUCUUGGAAUUUAAACUGACUCCAUUGCCGACCUUGUAUCUAGGUAGGUUUCCAGCUUCAGAAUGGGAUACAUGCCAUGGCAGAGCAGGAAGAGACCUCAGAAUCAUUGUAGUGAACCAGCUCAAAACAAAGGAACAGACACAGGAGAACAGAGGCAACUUACCAAGAAAGGCACAGCGGUCAGAUCUUGACGAACCCCUGGAUCCUUUCCACCAUAUCCAGCUGCUUACUUUUAUUCCUUUGUUUAAAGGGCACAGGACAGCAUGUUUACUCUUAUUUCAGGCAGGAACUUACUCAACGUGCCAAAACUUCUCCAAGCCUGCCGUCAGUUUCUGUUGUUUUAACUUCCAAAUGAACAAAAAUAAAAAGCACUUAUGCGUAAUA